Molecule: messenger RNA, 1317 nt
Organism: Plodia interpunctella (Indianmeal moth)
Lineage: Eukaryota; Metazoa; Arthropoda; Insecta; Lepidoptera; Pyralidae
Product: putative odorant receptor 85d
Exons: 5
Coding region: 1-1227 (408 amino acids)
Biological process (GO): sensory perception of smell; detection of chemical stimulus involved in sensory perception of smell
Cellular component (GO): plasma membrane
Molecular function (GO): odorant binding; olfactory receptor activity
Source: RefSeq, a predicted model, not a curated record
AUGUCGGACGCAACAUACAAGCUUGUGAAACACGAGUUUAUCCUAGAAUUGGAUUAUCUAAGCUACAUCGGACGAAAAAUAUUCAUACAUCCUUUCCUUAAUCGGUCUAAAACUUCAGUAACAUGUUACGCAAUUAUAACUGUACUUAUUUCAUUGACAGCCCUUCAGUUGUUUAUAACUCUGUGUGUGACAGCCUUAACGACAACUAAUUGGUUUGAACUCAUAAACAUAGCUCCGAAUUUAGGUGUCGUCCUAAUGACAUUGACAAAAUAUUACAAAAUCCAUCAACACAGAAGUCUCUACGAGGAAAUAUUUGAACAUUAUCGCAAAGAUAUAUGGACUGUUGAGAUGGCCGAUAAAGAUUAUCAAAAUAUCAUUUCGCAGUAUACGAAAAUUACCAAAAUUGUUACAAGGUUUUUGUUUUACUACUGUAUACCAUUGAUAAUAGUUGUCAACUCAUUCCCGAGAAUUAUGAUGUACUAUGAAGUUAACGUCGCUAAAAAGGAGAAAGAAUAUCUAUUGCCUUACGAUGGCUGGUAUCCGUUUGAUAAAAUUAAUUGGUAUUAUAUCGCUUAUUUGUGGGAAGGAAGUAUGACAGUCCUAGUCAUUGGUAUAGUAUCAAUAAGCAAUUCAAUCCAUGUGGCUUAUACUUAUUUCAUUUGUAUGGAAUUGAAAGUUUUAGGACAAAGCAUUGAAAAUCUUAUUACAGUCGAUAAUGUGAAUGAUUUAAUAGAAAAUAUCGAUGUGAGAAAUACGCUUAGAGUGAUAAAUAAUGAGCUAAAAGACAUUGCAAGGAGGCACCAGGUGCUUGCUGGAUUAUCAUCUCGAUUAAAUACAGUAUUGGGUGACACCAUGCUACUUACAUAUUUUUUCGGAUCCGUGUUUAUGGGUCUUACAUUCUUUACUGCAACGGUUGAAGAUAAUAUUUACAAAGCUCUUAGAUACUUCUUUAUGUGUUGCUCGUUGGUGGUGGACAGUUUCUACCAAUGUAUGAUCGGACAGGUCUUGAUCAACCAUAGUGAAAACCUAGCACAUUCGAUUUAUUCCGCCGACUGGACGUACGCAGACUCAAAUACUAAAAGCAGUUUGUUGAUUUUGAUGAUAAGAGCUCAGAAACCUUUUCAAUACACGGCCAAAGGUUACUUGAGUAUGAAUCUGAAUACUUUUAGUGCUAUUUGCAGUUUAUCAUUUCAAUUGUUCAACUUGGUACGACGAGUGUACGAAUAAAAUGCAAUACACCACAGAAUCCACUCUAAACCUAUUAAUAAUUGCAUAAUAAAAUUAUUUAUAGACUCUGAGAAAUGCCUUAUUUGUCAG